AUGGCCAAAUCACCAUCGUCGUCGCCAGCGCAAGUGACAGUCGUCCAGACGCUGUGGAAGGCGUACAACGAGCAGACACCGGACCGCCUCAAGUUCGUUGAUGCGUUCCUGUUCUUCCUCAUGCUCUCGGGCAUUGUGCAAUUCACAUACUGUGUGCUGGUCACCAAUUUCCCCUUCAACGCGUUCUUAGCGGGCUUCUCUAGCACUGUUGGUCAAUUUGUGCUGACCGCUUCGCUGCGGUCCCAAGUCAACCCCGAGAAUAAAGAUGAAUUCAAAGAAGUAUCCCCCGAACGCGCCUUCGCCGACUACGUGCUGGGCUCUAUAGUACUCCAUUUCUUCGUCUUCAACUUCCUUGGAUAA
This is a messenger RNA of Pleurotus ostreatus (oyster mushroom), 360 nucleotides long. It is a transcript of the gene OST2, whose product is annotated as oligosaccharyltransferase complex subunit epsilon. Gene Ontology annotation, biological process: protein N-linked glycosylation. Gene Ontology annotation, cellular component: oligosaccharyltransferase complex; membrane. The coding region runs from base 1 to 360 and encodes 119 amino acids. The transcript has 3 exons. The record is from RefSeq and is a predicted model, not a curated record. Lineage: Eukaryota; Fungi; Basidiomycota; Agaricomycetes; Agaricales; Pleurotaceae.